Molecule: messenger RNA, 863 nt
Organism: Agrilus planipennis (emerald ash borer)
Lineage: Eukaryota; Metazoa; Arthropoda; Insecta; Coleoptera; Buprestidae
Product: juvenile hormone acid O-methyltransferase-like
Exons: 2
Coding region: 78-848 (256 amino acids)
Molecular function (GO): S-adenosylmethionine-dependent methyltransferase activity
Source: RefSeq, a predicted model, not a curated record
GCAAAGCCUUCAGCAGACCCAACAGAUUAAAAUAACAUUCUUGUUACUAAAUUUUUUGUUAAAUACAAUAAUACAACAUGAACAAGCCAGCGGUUUAUGUUAACUUCAACACGUUGCAGAAAAACGAUGCAACUUAUACGCUCGACAACUACAUCAAGUACUUGAAAUGGAAUCCGAACAAAACUGAAAAAGUGCUGGAGAUCGGCUGCGGUCCAGGAGAUGUGACGAAGGACAUCCUGGUGCCCGCCUUACCGGGAAACGUCGAGGAAUUGGUAUGCCUCGACCGAUCCGAAGAAAUGAUUAACUUUGCGAAAAAUAACUCCAAACAUGACAAAAUCAAAUAUAUGCAAAUGGACAUUUCUAAUGACGAUUUAACCAAUGUGUUAGGGAAGAAUACUUUCGAUCAUGUCUUCUCGUUCUACUGUCUCAAUUGGGUGCAAGACCAAAGAAAAGCGUAUAAAAACAUUUACGACGUCCUAAAACCCGGUGGGGACGCUCUUGUCCUAUUGAAUGCCUACCAUCCCGUAUUCGAAGUGUAUCACUGGCUUGCGCAGCAGGAAAAAUAUCAUCUGUACCACAAAGAAACGGACAACUUCGUUUCCCCUUAUUUCACAAAGAAACAUCCCAAACAAGACCUGGAAGAUAUUCUAACGGAUUUAGGUUUCAUUAUCCAUGCUUGCGAAUAUAAGCCCCUAGACUUCGUAUUCCCAAAUGAAUCCUAUAUUAAAGGUAAGCAAACAAAAUUGCUUUUUCCCAAAAUUAACCGACAAGAUAACGAAAUAAUUUUUCUUUUGCUGACAAACCACAAUUUACAUUUUAUAAAUAGUUUAUUAUCUAUCAAUCAAUGAAAAAAAUCAAGAAAU